Molecule: messenger RNA, 3592 nt
Organism: Dufourea novaeangliae
Lineage: Eukaryota; Metazoa; Arthropoda; Insecta; Hymenoptera; Halictidae
Product: glutamine--fructose-6-phosphate aminotransferase [isomerizing] 2-like
Exons: 13
Coding region: 594-2621 (675 amino acids)
Biological process (GO): fructose 6-phosphate metabolic process; UDP-N-acetylglucosamine metabolic process; carbohydrate derivative biosynthetic process
Molecular function (GO): L-glutamine:D-fructose-6-phosphate transaminase (isomerizing) activity; carbohydrate derivative binding
Source: RefSeq, a predicted model, not a curated record
CAUUAACAGAAUAAAAAACGAACCAGUAAAAACAACGAUACCCAGAAUCAACAAUAAUCGCGUUACGCCAAAUUAAUAAUCGUAGGUAAUACUACGCAAGUCGGAGUCGCACGUCUCGUGCGAAUAUCUUUCGUCUCGAUAUGCCUCGUUCUUCGAUGUAACGCGUGACUACGGAGAAAACGUAAUUUCUAUCGAACACCCGUGCGUAUCUUCUUCGUGUACAACAAGAGAAAAAAACGACGUCCUGUCGAUCACCUGUUGUCGUCAACACGUCGAACCGUUCAGUUUGUCACACAGGGUGUCGCCGUAUGGAGACGAUGGGCCUACCACUGUCAACGGUUCGGCUCGAUCGUCACGCGUACACGUACACACAAGCCGCCGCCAGACGAUGUGGAUCGUACCCACACCCAUGCGAAUUCACCUAUCAUAAGAGCCACGAGCACGGUGUCGUGUAGCUCAGAUUGUGUUCCGCAGUGACCCAGAGAGCAGCGUCGUAUAAAUCCGCGAGGACCACCAAGUGACAUUCGAACCGAUUUUCACGUACCGCUCCCACUCAGUUACUUACGUGGCGGGUACUCGACGCUUGAGGCAACAUGUGCGGAAUCUUCGCGUACCUGAAUUACCUGACGCCGAAGAGCAGGAAGGAGAUUCUAGAGCUUUUGGUCGGUGGACUGAAGAGGUUGGAGUAUCGUGGAUACGAUUCGGCUGGUGUCGCCCUUGAUACCGCCGAUGGCAAGGAUAUCGCGAUUAUUAAGAAGCAGGGAAAAGUCAAGGCUCUCGAGGAGGAAAUCUUUCGACAUGUGAAUAUCGACUUCGAAUCGAAGACGGUCAGUCACGUGGGUAUCGCUCACACACGUUGGGCGACGCACGGUGUCCCAUCCGAAGUGAAUUCGCACCCUCAACGAUCGGACAGCGAGCACGCUUUCGUGGUUGUGCACAAUGGUAUCGUGACCAACUACAAGGAAGUGAAGACGUUGCUUCAGCAAAGGGGUUGCGUCUUCGAGAGUGAAACCGACACGGAAGUCAUUGCGAAACUCAUUCACCAUCUCUGGGCACAGCAUCCGGGUUACUCGUUCCGCGAACUUGUCGAACAAGUUGUACAACAAUUGGAAGGCGCGUUCGCCCUCUGCUUCAAGAGCAAGCACUUCCCAGGCGAGUGCGUGGCGACGAGACGAGGAUCACCGCUGCUGGUCGGCAUCAAAACGAAAACGAGACUGGCCACCGAUCACGUGCCCAUCCUCUAUGGCAAAGAUCAUCGACCCCAUGGACGUACCGAACUUCCGGUGAUACCUCGUAGCGAGAGCACAUCCGAGUUCCAGCCUCUCGAAGACAAAGAGGUCGAGUAUUUCUUCGCCUCUGAUGCCAGCGCUGUGAUCGAGCACACGAACCGUGUGAUAUUCUUGGAGGAUGACGAUGUGGCCGCAGUUAAAGAUGGCGCCCUCAGCAUCCACCGUCUUCGUCGUUGCAUGGACGAUCCCCAUGCCAGAGAGAUCACCACCCUGAAGAUCGAAAUCCAGCAGAUCAUGAAAGGCAACUACGAGUAUUUCAUGCAGAAGGAAAUCUUCGAACAACCUGAGUCGGUGGUGAACACCAUGAGGGGACGUCUGAACUUCAGGGAUAACUCGGUCACCCUGGGAGGUAUCAAGGACUACAUUCCAGAGAUCAAGAGGUGCAGACGUUUGAUGCUGAUCGGUUGUGGUACCAGCUACCAUUCCGCCGUUGCUACCAGACAACUGCUGGAGGAAUUGACCGAGCUACCAGUUAUGGUCGAGCUGGCCUCCGAUUUCUUGGAUAGAAAUACUCCAGUGUUCAGGGAUGAUGUAUGCUUCUUCAUCUCUCAGUCUGGUGAAACAGCAGACACUCUGAUGGCUUUGCGUUACUGCAAAGGCCGUGGAGCUCUGAUCGUUGGUGUCACCAACACCGUGGGGAGUAGCAUUUGUCGCGAGUCCCAUUGUGGCGUUCACAUAAACGCUGGUCCAGAGAUCGGUGUGGCCAGUACGAAGGCUUACACCUCACAGUUCAUUUCUCUUGUGAUGUUCGCUCUGGUUAUGAGCGAGGACAGAAUUUCCCUUGGCAACAGACGCCACGAGAUCAUCGAGGGACUGAAGAAUUUGGACAAUCUGAUCCGCCAGGUUCUGCAGCUUGACGACAAGGUGAAGGAGCUGGCCAAGUCUCUGUUCCAGCACAAAUCUUUAUUGAUUAUGGGCCGGGGAUACAAUUUCGCGACUUGUAUGGAAGGUGCUCUGAAAGUCAAAGAGUUGACUUACAUGCACAGCGAGGGCAUCAUGGCCGGUGAACUGAAACACGGUCCUCUGGCACUCGUCGACGACUCAAUGCCCGUAAUAAUGAUUGUCAUGAGGGAUCCGGUUUACGCGAAAUGCAUGAACGCAUUGGCACAAGUAACGGCCCGUGAUGGUAAACCAAUCCUCAUCUGUGAGGAAGGUGACGACGAGACAAAGAUGUACGCUGACAAAGUCCUCGAGGUCCCCAAGACGGUCGAUUGUCUACAAGGAGUUCUCACAGUCAUUCCAAUGCAAUUGUUGUCCUUCCAUAUCGCGGUCCUACGCGGUUGCAACGUCGAUUGUCCCAGGAAUCUUGCGAAAUCGGUGACGGUCGAGUGAGACUCGAUGUUCUCGGACCACCAGGUAUCUUAUUUCAAACAUACCGCAUUGCCCAUUUGUCCAUAAUCGAAUUCACGGAUCGAAAAUCCGAUUACUAUAAGAGAGAUUGUAUUUCUAUGUUUUACCAUAAAUUAGAUGGAUGAUGAUUUACAGGGACGUGAUGUAAUAACGGGAGCAUUGUGUAAUAUCAGAUCACGGAUUGAUGCGUUUCUUAGUGUACUUAGCGGUUAUAGGAUCCAUACUUGUAUUAGGGUACGAACAGAGAAGCGAAUAUUUGUUAGGUUCGUACGUGUGUAUUAUGCAGUUCUUAGAAUUAAUCGUUUGGACCAUCUUUAUAUCUAAUCUUGUUAGUAGACGAUUAGUAUCAACGAAAAAAACGUUCCUUGUCCCGCGAACGGAUCGAUGGAGCUCCCAGGGAAACGAUUCCGGUGCAUUUAUAAAUUGUUCGUAUUCAUAUCAGAUCGAUAGGAGCAGAACAACAACGAGAUUGCUUUUUCCUCCUGGUUACAGACUAAUUACAAUUCCGCUUCUUUGACGGAAUUGACGAAGACUAUGGGUAGAGAGAAGAUCGUUAUGUAUCGUAAUCACGAGAUUUUACAUAUAUGUAUUCCUGUGGAAAGUGUAUGUGUGUGUGUGCGUGUAUGUGCGUGUGCGUGUGUCAUAAAUCUGAAUCGAGCUAGGAAAUCGACCGCGAAUUGGAUUCGUGAUAGAGAGUUAGCGAACGACAGUAACGAUAAUUUAUGGAUACGGGGAUGGUCGACAUGAUCCCGUGACCGUUGCAGGAAAUGACGGUCGUCGGUUGCUCUGGGAUUAUAUUCGUAUUUUGUACAGUAUUUAAGAGGAACUGGUGACAAUUUGAUACUUUCCCCUUAUAAUUUUGCUAUGAGAAACGAACUAUAAGGACUAAAGCGAGUUUCGUUACCGACACAUGUAUAAUCGUGUUGAAAUUUAAGAUUAUAUAAACAACAAAC